Colletotrichum scovillei is the source of this 3157-nucleotide messenger RNA. Its product is annotated as acyltransferase. The record is from RefSeq and is a predicted model, not a curated record. The coding region runs from base 733 to 2043 and encodes 436 amino acids. The transcript is spliced from 4 exons. Gene Ontology annotation, cellular component: endomembrane system. NCBI's taxonomy places the organism in Eukaryota, Fungi, Ascomycota, Sordariomycetes, Glomerellales, Glomerellaceae. Gene Ontology annotation, molecular function: acyltransferase activity.
AUCAAGGCCAAGGACCGUGAGCUGGCUGCGCUCGGCCGAUGCUGCAGACUCAACCCAGACACCAGACCAGACCAGAACAGACAAGACACCGGACCAUGUCUCUACCGCAACUCUGAGUCUGUAGGUUCCUUCUCUGCUGUUCGUUGCGUUACCUCAUGCCCUCCUCCACUUGGAACAGGGAACAUACUCCUUUAGCGCCUCACCAAGCCUGUUCGGAUAGCUUCAAAGGCAACACUCUGCCGCCCAACUACCGCCUCAUACCCACGUACGCGACCUUACCUUGUCCGACCUAACUAUCUGACCAUCCUUACCCCGACCUAACUCUGCUGGCCGAACCACAGGUUGACACCUUCAACCGCGAUGACGCCGUAUGCAUAGCAGCUUCAGACUCCUACAAGGCACCCAAGCUCACCUAACCCGUCCGACGAACAUCAACACUCCUACUCUCGACUUUUUCUUCCAGCCUACACUCUAACGAACUUCGAGCGUUUCUCCGUUGCCCCGCCCUCUCGGUGGCCCUGAUCGACCGUCUCCUCCCCCGACCCUCCGACCCCGCCGCGCCAGGCAUCACCCUGGCUGUCGACUGUCCAGCUGCUCGUCUCACAUGCUAGGUCGCACGCGACGUCACGGCCAACUCUCUCACCACCGCGCAACGAAGGCCUCGUCCUUAAUAAGCCCUAAAGCGAUAUCCCAUACGUUUCGGGUGGUCUCCAUCCUUCCGACGCCAUCCUCAUGCCUCUUGAAUCUCCCCUUCAAGGCUACGACCGAACAAAUAAUCCCAUAACCGCCAUCAUGGCGACCGAUGUCCACAAAACCGAUGCCAAAGGCGAUGCGAAAAGCGAUACCAAGGUUCCUGCGCCAGCUCCCAACGCGGGCUUGGUCAGGAAACCGAGCGAUCCUCAUCCGGCUGGUCGCGUCAAGCACAGCUUAGUAGUGCAGGUCCUUCGGGGCUUCUCAUUUGGCGUUUACUUUGCUGCUUGUUGCCUUGCCAUCAUUACGACCCAACUUUUGGGCGUUCCACUAUACUGGGCGAAUCGCGACAUGUUCUACUCCUACAUGGCGCUCACGAAGCAGUCCUUUGGCCUAACUAUCACCGCCAUGACACAUAUUUGGAGCAGUACUACCAUCAGGAUAAGCGGCGAUGCGUCGAUGAACGGGCAGAUCCAGAAGACGGCGGACGGAAGGGUCCAAUUCAACUUCCCAGAGCGCGUGGUGCUCAUCGCGAACCAUCAGAUCUACACCGAUUGGCUCUACCUAUGGUGGGUGGCCUACGCGAACUCCCCGAGCAUGCAUGGCCACAUCUACAUCAUUCUCAAGGAAUCGCUCAAGUACAUCCCCGGUGUCGGCGCCGGCAUGAUGUUCUACGGCUUCAUCUUCAUGUCGCGCAAGAUGUCGACCGACCAGCCGCGACUCGCGCACCGACUUCAGAAGCUGAAGAAGCAACAUAUUGGCGCCAACGGGAACAAGUAUCUCGAUCCCAUGUGGCUCCUACUCUUCCCCGAGGGUACGAACUUGUCCACCAAUGGUCGCAGGAAAUCGGCGGCUUGGGCCAAGAAGAACGACCUCAAGGAUCCCGAGCACGUGCUGCUGCCCCGGAGCACAGGUACCUUCUUCUGCUUGAACGAGCUGAAAGGUUCGCUCGACUACGUUUACGACUGCACAGUCGCAUACGAAGGAGUUCCCCGCGGCAAGUUUGGCGACCAGUUCUUCACUCUCACUAGCACCUACUUCCAAGGUCGGCCCCCCAAGUCGGUCAACUUCCACUGGCGUCGAUUCCGCCUAGCCGAUAUCCCUCUGGAUGACGCCAAAGUUUUUGACACCUGGCUGCGCGAGCGGUGGUACGAGAAGGACGCCAUCAUGGAAGAGUACCUGUCCACGGGACGCUUCCCCGCAAGCCAGGACCUAAAGGGUGGCUUCGUCGAGACGGAGGUCCGCCUGAAGAGCUGGAUCGAACUCGGGCAGAUCUUUGUUGUACUCGGCAUUGCCGGCCUCGUUUUGCGCAUUGUCGCCAAUUCCAUCACUAGAUUCGCUUCGGUUCUUUAGAGCAGAAGGGCAUGGCUACCUCGAAGACCUAAAAAAUCAGUCCGUGUUUGGGGCUAUUUUCGGUUCAUUGGCGAUUGGUUACAGGUACAUUAGCUACGGCAAGGUUAAGAUCAGAAAUGCUGUGAGUUACGGUAGCGAUUGAACUUUGGGACAUGGGAGCUUCGGCUUGAGUUUGAUGGCGUCCUUGGAGUAUCUGGCGUUGGGCUAUUCAGAUUACCUCUUUGCAACGAGAUACAGACUACAGUGUAUCAUCUACAUCAGCGUUUGCCCUGAUUGUGAUCGUUGUCCCUUUCCAUUCAUGUCUUUGGUCAACUUGAAGGACUGAUCAGGAGGGCGGACUUACGCCAGGGCAGAUAUCCUAGCUUUUGAUUAGACGUGUUCAGGUCUGUCUGGUCGCUCACUCUACCGAAGGUGACGCGGUAGGCCAUAUCGGUUGCCGCACUGAUGGCGCUACAGGGCACAGUCAUGCCCGGUCUACAUCUUUCCCUUCAACAGUCACGAUGGGAGCGGUUAUCUUUGCAUCUUUCGCCGUAGAAAGUCGACGGGGCAGGAGUCUUGUGGUCGGGUCGGUCUAACGAUGGAUUCGAGUGCUAUUUGUUGAUACUUUGCAGUGGGUUUGAGAAGCUCGAGAGCUCGCGGGUACGAAGAGGCUCCAUCUUAAAGCUGGACUAGGCGCGCUCGGUCUAUCAUAGUAGGGUCUUGUUCAGUUGGAUUCAAGGUGCCAGGACACGAAGAUCAUGGAUCGGACCGUGACGACCUUCUUGUUUAAUGUUGUAUGGGUGGCACGCGAGGAUGACGAGAUAGGGGGUUGGGAAUCCUCGGAAAUCCACGUUUCGACAAUAGGCUAUUACUCGCUUUCGAUAUGCCAAAGGUAGAGUACAUAGUACCUAGAUGAUCAGAGUUUUCAGUGACUAUUGGAGUAGAGUGUCUGAGCGCGAAGCAAUGCGUCUCUAUAGGUCUCUGGUGAGUUCAUAAUGUAGCCGCGCUAUAGGUCGGGAAUUUCGAAGCUGAUGAACUGGAGGACUGUGACCUGCUGGUGCAUGCUACGUGUAUUCCAGACGGAAGCAAGGUCUAUCCAGUGAAUUCAUGCCUUUAGCAGUCAACUUAACAGCCC